AUGCCGGCAAUCCCACCAUCCCUCGGCACACUAGCGCGCCGCGCUCUCAUCACCGCCGGCCCAGCGCUUGCCCAGCCACAUCUCCACCGCUUUGAGCGCCGUGGGCUGAGCGUGAACCACACGCAAGGCGUCACGCUGGGGGUUCUGAUCGCCUAUAUUGGCAUCAUUGCGAUUUUGUGGAACGUGCCGUACAUUCGAUGGGUACUCUGGCCGUUCAAAAUGCUGGUGAUAGCGUUCCAUGAGUUCGGACACGCCAUCACCGCGUGCUGCACAGGCGGGCGCGUCGAGUCCAUCUCGCUGGAUCCGCACGAAGGCGGCGUGACGCACAUGCGCGGCGGCAAGCAGUUCCUGACGCUGCCUGCGGGCUAUCUGGGCUCGAGUCUGAUCGGGGCGCUGCUGACGUUCUGCGGGUUCAAUAUCGUGGCUAGCAAGGUCGCGAGUAUUGUGCUCGGCGUGUGCUUUUUGCUGACGCUGUGGUGGGCGCGCAAGGACUGGCUUACCAUCAUCACUAUCCUGCUCGCUGUCGGCUUGCUGGUCGCUAUGUGGUUCAUCAAGCAUGCUGAGCCGCUCCGGUUCGUGGUCCUCUUUAUCGGCGUCAUGUCGAGCCUUUAUAGUGUUUGGGACAUCUGCGACGACCUGAUUCUGCGCAAGGUCAACUCGUCAGAUGCCAGUGUCUUCGCGAAGAGAUAUGGGGGUUCCUCACAGUGCUGGGGCAUACUGUGGUCGGUGGUGUCGUUGGUGUUCAUGGUCUGCGGCAUCCUCGCGGCGUUGACGGCGUUCAAACAGGAUUGGGAGCAGCAGGAGAAAGACAGCCAGGACUUUAUUCCUACCGUGAGGAUGCUGUUAAGGGCAUGA
Ascochyta rabiei is the source of this 855-nucleotide messenger RNA. RefSeq lists its product as uncharacterized. Gene Ontology annotation, molecular function: ATP-dependent peptidase activity; ATP binding; metalloendopeptidase activity. Lineage: Eukaryota; Fungi; Ascomycota; Dothideomycetes; Pleosporales; Didymellaceae. The transcript has 2 exons. Bases 1 to 855 code for a protein of 284 amino acids. The record is from RefSeq and is a predicted model, not a curated record. Gene Ontology annotation, biological process: proteolysis.